GGGGCCCCCCGGAGCUUGUCCCUUUAAAGGCUCCCGUCCCGGUUGGAGGCUAGCCCCGCCUCUGGAGCAGCCGUCCCAUGAGUCAUAAAGUUUAAUGUCCUGCCCAAAGUUUAGACUCGACUGGGGCGAAACUUUUUUUUUUUUUUCCUCCUCUCUCUCCCUCCUCCAAAGUGAGCAGCGGAGAUUUAUCCUGCCAGCAACGAGCUGGCUCAUUUCAGGCCCAAACUACAACAUUCGGGCCUCGUUGUUUGUUUUUAUGAAAAAUAUUUUUUUCAACCCUGUUGACGACGUUCGACAUUGCGUUUGUUUUUGUUUUUUUUUUUUUUUUGGGGGGGGGGGUUGGAAGAGUUUUGGAUAGGGACGGGACAGUAAAAGAGUUCCAGAUAUGCGCUUUGUUGCCUUCUGGAGAAUGCCCGCAAGAAACGACCGCAAAACGUCGACUUCGUGUGCACACUCGGACAGCUAACAAACAACUUUUUCGUUGGGGGGAAAAAGUUUAGGAUGAACCGGGACAACUUUUACUGAGCGGCGUCGACAUAUUUUCUCCCCCCCCACCACCACCACAUUUCCUGCUGCGUGAUAAUCCACGGAAAACUAGCUCGGGAUUUGAUUUUGAGAUUUCGAGGGCUUCUGUUUUCCCUCAACUUUCGCUCGAGUCGGCACAGCAGACUUUUUCGGGACAAUGGAUCCGAGCCAGCACAACCCUCCGGCCGGACACCAGAUCGUCCACGUCCGGGGCGACUCGGAGACCGACCUGGAGGCCCUCUUCAACGCCGUGAUGAACCCCAAAAACACCAUCGUGCCCCCCUCGGUGCCCAUGAGGAUGAGGAAGCUGCCCGACUCCUUCUUCAAGCCGCCCGAGCCCAAGUCCCACUCCAGACAAGCAAGCACGGACGCGGGCACCGGCGGCGCCCUCACACCGCACCACGUGCGCGCCCACUCGUCGCCCGCUUCCCUGCAGAUGGGCGCCGUCUCCGGAGGCUCCCUGUCCGGGAUGCCGCCAGCGGGCGCCUCGCCCCAGCACCUGCGACAGUCCUCGUACGAGAUCCCCGACGAUGUGCCGCUGCCCCCGGGAUGGGAGAUGGCCAAGACCGCCUCGGGCCAGCGAUACUUCCUCAACCACAUUGAUCAGACCACCACUUGGCAGGACCCCCGCAAGGCCCUGCUUCAGAUGAACCAGGCUCCCCCACCUAACUCGGUGCCAGUUCAGCAACAGAACCUGAUGAACCCGGCCAGUGGUCCACUCCCUGAAGGCUGGGAACAAGCGAUUACAUCAGAGGGUGAAAUUUAUUACAUCAACCACAAGAACAAAACCACUUCCUGGUUGGACCCGCGGCUCGACCCCCGCUUCGCCUUGAACCAGCAGAGGAUCUCCCAGAGUGCACCUGUGAAGCAAGGUGGCCAACUGCCCUCCAGCACCCUCAGCGGCGUCAACCAGUUGAGGCUGCAGAAGAUUGAGAAGGAGAGGCUGAGGUUGAAACAAGAGCUGCUUCGACAAAGACCUCAGGAGCUUGCUCUGAGGAACCAGCUGCCCACUAGCAUGGAGCAAGACGGCGGCACCAACCCCGUGUCCUCCCCGAUGGCCCAGGACGCCCGGACCAUGACCGCCAACAGCUCGGACCCAUUCCUCAACAGCGGGACGUACCACUCCAGGGACGAGAGCACAGACAGCGGCUUGAGCAUGAGCAGCUACAGCGUCCCUCGCACUCCUGAUGACUUCCUCAACAGCGUGGACGAGAUGGACACAGGCGACCCGCUUCCGAGCUCCAUGGGCACGCAGCCCAGCCGCUUCCCCGACUACCUGGACGCCAUCCCGGGGACGGACGUGGACCUGGGCACCCUGGAGGGCGAGAGCAUGGCCGUGGAGGGCGAGGAGCUGAUGCCCAGCCUGCAGGAAGCGCUCAGCUCCGACAUCCUCAACGACAUGGAGUCGGUGCUGGCGGCCACCAAGAUCGACAAGGAGAGCUUCCUCACGUGGUUAUAAGAGGAGAGGGGGCCCUUCCUCUUCGUCUCCCUCCUCCUCCUCCUCCUCCUCUGUGCUUCCGACAAGACAUUUCUGCGAGCCUGUCUGGACUUUCCCAUACUCUGCGGCAGUAUUCCUCUUGUCUCUAUCAGUCUCCUCACUCUCUUCUUUUUGUCUGUGUCUUCAAGGCUGGCCCAUGAGCAGACAAUAACGCUAAGGGUCCCCCCCGAAGCUCGAGCUUGGGCAUCUUUACCCCCCUCCCCCACAAUAUUUCUCCUUUAGCACCUCGUUCUCCUGCAUUUAAUCUAGCUUCAUCUUCUGCCUUUUUUUUUUUUUUUUUUUUUUUGCCCAAGGAACCAAAAAUGAUGUAUUUGACAAACAAUACGGAUUUGGAAUCUAGAUGUUAAGAGGCCUCCAGUAAGGACAGGUGAAGGUUUUUUUUUUUUUUUGCAGUUGGGGGUGGGGGUUCAGGGAUGCUGACCACAUCGCUGCUUGGCUGUGCCAGCAUGUCUAAGUUAAACUUUUUGGUUUUUUUUUUUUUUGGUUUAUUUGUUAUCAUUAGAUCAAGUGCCUUCAGCUUUUGUCUUCAGAAUGCGAGCAAUGCGAACAACUUCCUUCACUUUCUCUUAAGUCGAUUUCAAAACAUUUUAACAGGAUGGAGGGAUUUUUUUUUCAGCAUCUAUAUCGCAGUCUUACCAGCUUUUAUCUCUCAUUUAGUAUUCGUUUCCUUUUUUAAACAACAAAAUGUAUAUGAUAUCUUAGAUUCUCUUUAUUUGUACUUUUUUUUUUUUACUUCACUACAUGAAGAAACAAGUUUGACAAUUUGCUCUGUGGCCCAUUUUUGAGACAAAUAUUACAAGCUUAUGUCUUUCUGCAACGAAUAUUCCUGAACAUUAACCCCCCCCUCAAAAAAAUGGAAAAAAAGGAAAGCAUACUUGUAGGCAGAAUGAUACGAAAAGACGUUUAAAGACAGCUCGGACGUGUCAGAGCAGGUUUAAGAGUCAUGUUGAUGGCGAGGUUGGGGGGGGGGGGCGAACAAUGCCAGCCAGGGUUUGAUGGUUUGGAGAUUUUUCUUUCUUUCUUUUUUGGAGGAAUAAUUCAGAAACAAUCAGUUGUGAUUUGAGUCAGGACUUGCUGUGGCAGAUUCCAAAGAUGUUUGUUUUUUUGUUUGUAAUGACACUUAUUUCGCUUCCAGUUUCACAGUGAUUUAUUAAUCCGCCUGUGUAUGAACAAAAUGUAUAAUAAGCUAGUGAGAAAGAAGAAAAACAAAUCGUAGUAGGUUUACCAGAGAGAUUUCUUUUCUUUAUUUAGUUUUUGAACAUUGGUUGUUGUGAGUGACUAACCCUGAGAUUCUAAAGGAUUUUGUGUCGAGUGAUUUGUAGUUGUUCACCGUGUUUCUGAUGUUUACGCCACGUCUUUGCGCCGGUUUGAUCGCUAACCUACAGUAUCCUUCAGUAGCAUUAACUUUGGAACUUGAUGGAACAUUUUUUUUUAUAGAGCAAAGAACAGUUUUUAUAUAUACACCUUGCGAGAAACUUCCUAUGAUUGAUUUUACAGCGGUUAACUUUGAUAAAUUUGAAGACGGAAAAACAGUGUUGGUGAGAGAACAAUGCAACUAAAAUGAGUGGUACACUACAAGUGCUUGUAUUGCACGGCUACGCUUUUCAGUUUGGAUGCAACUCGGCAUUGAUUUUAUGCUUACUUUGGCGCGUAUUCUUCGGUGCGCACAUUAGCUUUUUGACUGUCAUCAUCGUAGCCUUAGAACUAAUCACAACAGUUAAAGGUUUUUUGUUUGUUUCUUUUUUGUUUUGCAAUUUAGAGGUUUCUAAAUGCACAUGAAAUGACUUUAUAAUCAGUGAUGAUCUGUUCUUUUUUGGGGUUUUUUAAUAGAUAUGUGCAUGUUUUAAAACCAUAAAAUUGUUACA
This is a messenger RNA of Syngnathoides biaculeatus (alligator pipefish), 3888 nucleotides long. RefSeq names its product Yes1 associated transcriptional regulator (gene yap1). Bases 683 to 1984 code for a protein of 433 amino acids. Gene Ontology annotation, biological process: hippo signaling; positive regulation of transcription by RNA polymerase II. Gene Ontology annotation, molecular function: transcription corepressor activity; transcription coactivator activity; protein binding. The record is from RefSeq and is a predicted model, not a curated record. Gene Ontology annotation, cellular component: nucleus; cytoplasm. NCBI's taxonomy places the organism in Eukaryota, Metazoa, Chordata, Actinopteri, Syngnathiformes, Syngnathidae. The transcript is spliced from 8 exons.